AUCAUGGCGUGACCAUAAUAUCCAGCUGGUGUAUGUUUGGAGCGAUGAAUUAUAAGAUUUUUGGGAAACCUUUUGAGCUGACAGCUUAGUAUCCACACCAAAUAUUUUCUGACAGUUUCAAACUGAUCCUGUGCAUGAAGCUCAUUUCUCUCACCUCCCUAUCCUCCUCCACACCAGUUGUUGUCCCUCUCUCACAUCUUCCUAUCCUUCCUCUCUUUGUAUAUCCUUUGCUCGUUUUUCCUUCCUUCUGCUUUCUGUUUCCCAGUUCUCUCUCUCCUCUCUACCUCAAAGUGGCGACAACACAACUGCCUGCAUCAGCCAGUGAAAGCUGCUGCUGGAGGUUGCCGUAUCUUGCAGAGAGCCAAAUGUGUGUGCAUGUGUGUAAUAGUAUGAGCGUACGCAGAUGGGAGAGCAAGUGAGUCAGGAAGGGCUGCUUCUCAUCCCUCUGCUGUCAUCACCAUAUUUCCCUCUGCCUCCUCUCCUUCUCCUCUGACAUGGAGCUCCGGUGGACUGAAUCCAGACGGGAUCUGCACCAACGACAAAGCAGGUAGAUGCAUUUGAGUGUGUGGCGGUUCGGCCAGGAUGGAGAGUGUGUGGCUGAGGACAUGGACAUCAGGCUCUGCUGUUGUGUUCUUCAAUACACUGGCCUUGUCCUGGACAGGUGCUAUUGAACCCGCUCUUAAAAUUGAUGGGCGGCAGCAAGCGGCUGUGACACUUCAGGAGAACAUGACUCACAGGUUCAACUGCCAAUCAGACAGCUGGGAUCCUCGAGCGCCCCCGUUACUGACCUGGUACCUCAACGGAGAACAGCAGAAGGAGCCAUCGCCAAACCGAGGCCGUCUGGUGAUGACGUCACAAAAGGAUUCUGAGGUCUUAAGACCGGGGACCAAUCACAACAGUACCUUCUCUUUGCGGGCCAGAAAGUGGGACAAGGAGCUGGUGUGUGUCGCAUCAAACCCCAGGACAGGACAAAGCUACAAUGCAACGGUCACUCUCAAUGUCCAAUUCCAGCCAGAAAUCCUCAGGGUCAACGCUCACUACAGUGAAACCUCAGACCCCGGCCUCUCCCUGGUCCUGUUCGCCUUGGUGCGCUCUAACCCUCCUGCCACCAUCACCUUCGUAGACCAGUCGGGCCAGCUGGUGGCCAAUACCUCAGACUUCCUCAUCUUGGAUUCACGGAGCUAUCCGUGGCUGACCAAUCACACGCUGAGGGUCACACUGAGCAGUCUGUCAGGGAACUUAACGGUGAAUGCCACCAACAGUGUGGGAAUGGCUCAGAGCAACCUCACAUUGGCAGAGUUCCUGCAGUCUCGUGUCGAGGUUCCCAUGCUGGGUAUCGUGACUGGAGGAGCCAUGGCCUUCAUGGCCCUCCUCAUCCUCAGUUUAAUUGUUCUCUGCCUUAUGCAAAAAAACAAAAGCAAGAUUAUUGAUGAACCAGUGGAAAUUCUGAUGACCAAGAAAAGUGAAUCAGCAAACCUGAAGACAGACAGAGCAGAUAAGACCAACAUUCCCAGAGAGAACAUGUCUCUGCCUUCCAACAUGCAGCUCCAUGACCUCAGCACUCUGAGGAAAGCUCGAGAAGCCGCCCAGCAGAACAGUGUGGGAGAGGAAAAGAAAGAGGAAGAGGAGGAAGAUCUGUCUUUAGCCUACGCAGCAAGAGGUUUUGCCAGGUAUCCAAUGGUGGGCUACAUCUAUAAGGUGAACAGCACAAGCAGCGAGGAAAUCUGGCUCUGACGGAGAUUUCAGUUCAAAUUCAACAGUUUGUUGCAUGCAUACCUACAUCUAAGAAGGCAGCUGUUUGGGAAGAAACCCAGAGCUGCACCAAUCAGCGAGUCAAGCACCGUUCAGUCACCUUCAAGCUGGAAAUAAAGUUCAGAGACCACCUACAUUUUUGAGACUAUUCUUCAAAUCUGUAAAACAUACCUGUGAAUGUUUGUCAUCCAGUAAAUCAGGUACUCAGGCGUCUGUGCUGCUGUUGUCUCAUCAAGUCAAAGUUGUCAUAUGAUUUUCUGUAAACACUUUAUCAUGAUGUUCUUUCUUGUUGCAUUAAUGGGAUGCAUUUAAUGUUCUCUGCUGAAACCAGAAUGUGUAUUUGGACAAAUAUAAUCUGAAUAUGAUGGUGCAGAUUUACAUGGAACUGUUUAUGGACUUGCCACAUGUCCCGCCCUGUAUAUUUGUAUGCAUAUGUGUAUAAAAAUGGAAAAGUCUAAUAAAGGUAUUAUUGAGAUUGUAUCAAAGUAAAUGA
Xiphophorus couchianus (Monterrey platyfish) is the source of this 2245-nucleotide messenger RNA. It is a transcript of the gene tmem25, whose product is annotated as transmembrane protein 25. The record is from RefSeq and is a predicted model, not a curated record. NCBI's taxonomy places the organism in Eukaryota, Metazoa, Chordata, Actinopteri, Cyprinodontiformes, Poeciliidae. The transcript has 9 exons. The coding region runs from base 583 to 1734 and encodes 383 amino acids. Gene Ontology annotation, biological process: negative regulation of excitatory postsynaptic potential.